CGACAACCUCCGUCGCGCGGACCAGCUGUGCGGGCGGGGCCGGCGGGAAGCCCGGCGCCCUGGAGGAGCCGCGGGUGGCGGCGCGGCCCGAGCCGCAGGACGACGAGGAGGACGAGGAGGAGGCGCUGCCGCACUCCGAGGCGGUGGACGUGUUCCAGGAGGGCCUGGCCAUGGUUGUGCAAGACCCGCUGCUCUGCGACCUUCCGAUCCAGGUUACUUUAGAAGAAGUUAAUUCCCAAAUAGCAUUAGAAUACGGCCAAGCAAUGACAGUGCGAGUGUGCAAGAUGGAUGGAGAAGUUAUGCCUGUGGUUGUAGUCCAGAACGCCACGGUCCUGGACCUGAAGAAGGCCAUCCAGAGAUACGUGCAGCUCAGGCAGGAGCGCGAGGGAGGCAUUCAGCACAUCAGCUGGUCCUACGUGUGGAGGACAUACCACUUGACCUCCGCGGGAGAGAAACUCACAGAAGACCGGAAGAAACUCCGAGAUUACGGUAUCCGGAAUCGGGAUGAGGUGUCCUUCAUCAAAAAGCUGAGACAGAAAUGAGUCUCCAGACUUGGACAGCUCUGUGUGCAGGCGGCUGAGCUCUUCCCUGGCAGAAGGAAGCCUUGGGCCACUGUGCCCUUUCCCCAGAUGGGUGGGAGAAAGCCUGACCCCAGCUGGACUCGCCUGGACUCUCAAGUGAACUCUGAUCCCAGGGCUGUGGGCCUGGCCCUGUGUACAGAAUAAACCCUGUUUGCUUUGA
Capra hircus (goat) is the source of this 741-nucleotide messenger RNA. RefSeq names its product small nuclear ribonucleoprotein U11/U12 subunit 25 (gene SNRNP25). The transcript is spliced from 5 exons. Bases 171 to 542 code for a protein of 123 amino acids. NCBI's taxonomy places the organism in Eukaryota, Metazoa, Chordata, Mammalia, Artiodactyla, Bovidae. Gene Ontology annotation, biological process: mRNA splicing, via spliceosome. Gene Ontology annotation, cellular component: U12-type spliceosomal complex. The record is from RefSeq and is a predicted model, not a curated record.